This is a messenger RNA of Octodon degus (degu), 1222 nucleotides long. It is a transcript of the gene Lrrc58, whose product is annotated as leucine rich repeat containing 58. Gene Ontology annotation, molecular function: protein binding. The coding region runs from base 97 to 1212 and encodes 371 amino acids. NCBI's taxonomy places the organism in Eukaryota, Metazoa, Chordata, Mammalia, Rodentia, Octodontidae. The transcript has 4 exons. The record is from RefSeq and is a predicted model, not a curated record.
CCGCGCACGUGCCCGCCCGCGCCACUUCCGACGCGGCGCUCGGUCAGGUUCCGGGGCGCCGCCGAGCUCGGCGGAAGGCCGCGCUGGGCGGCCGGGAUGGAGGAGGCCGGAGCGGCGGUGGCCGCGGCCGGAGAGGCCGAGCUGAACUGGUCCCGGCUCAGCGUGACCACCGAGACGCUGGAGUCCGAGCUGGAGGCGCGCUGCGAGGAGCGGCGCGGCUCGCGGGAGGCGCUGCUGCGGCUCCUGCUGCCCCACAACCGUCUGGUGUCGCUGCCGCGGGCGCUGGGCAGCGGCUUCCCGCACCUCCAGCUGCUGGACGUGAGCGGCAACGCGCUCACCGCGCUGGGACCUGAGCUGCUCGCGCUGAGCGGCCUGCGCACGCUGCUGGCCAGGAACAACCGGCUUGGCGGGCCGGGCGCGCUGCCCAAAGGCCUGCACCAGUCGCCGCUCAGCCGCAGUCUCCAGGUACUCAACCUCAGCGGCAACUGCUUCCAGGAAGUGCCCGCCUCGCUGCUGGGGCUGCGAGCGCUGCAGACCCUCAGCCUAGGCGGCAACCAGCUGCAGAGCAUCCCGGCCGAGAUCGAGAACUUGCAGAGUUUAGAGUGUUUAUACCUUGGAGGAAACUUCAUCAAAGAAAUCCCACCAGAAUUAGCAAAUCUGCCAUCUCUGAAUUACUUGGUGUUAUGUGACAACAAGAUCCAAAGUGUGCCUCCUCAACUUUCACAGUUGCAUUCACUUCGUUCUCUUAGUCUUCACAAUAACUUGCUGACAUACCUGCCCCGAGAGAUCCUCAACCUGAUUCAUUUGGAAGAGCUGAGCUUACGAGGAAAUCCAUUGGUUGUUCGUUUUGUUAGAGAUUUAACCUAUAACCCUCCAACUCUCUUGGAAUUAGCUGCAUGGACCAUUAAGAUGCGAAAUAUUUCCUACACUCCAUAUGAUCUUCCUGGGAAUCUUCUUAAGUACUUGAGUUCAGCCAGCAAUUGCCCAAACCCAAAGUGUGGCGGAGUAUACUUCGACUGUUGUGUCAGACAAAUUAAAUUUGUGGACUUCUGUGGGAAGUACCGCCUCCCGCUGAUGCACUACUUGUGUUCGCCAGAGUGCUCUUCUCCCUGCAGCUCUGCCUCUCACAGCUCCACAUCCCAGAGCGAGUCCGACUCAGAGGACGAGGCUGGUGUUGCUGCACACAGGAUGCAGAAAGUUCUUCUUGGCUGAGCAGAAGUGC